This is a messenger RNA of Sporisorium graminicola, 1080 nucleotides long. RefSeq lists its product as uncharacterized. The transcript has a single exon. The coding region runs from base 1 to 1080 and encodes 359 amino acids. Gene Ontology annotation, molecular function: NAD binding; magnesium ion binding; oxidoreductase activity, acting on the CH-OH group of donors, NAD or NADP as acceptor. Lineage: Eukaryota; Fungi; Basidiomycota; Ustilaginomycetes; Ustilaginales; Ustilaginaceae. The record is from RefSeq and is a predicted model, not a curated record.
AUGACAGGCAAAACGUACAGAAUCGCCGUCAUCCCCGGCGACGGCAUUGGCCAAGAAGUCAUGCCCUGCGGCCUCAAAGCGCUCCAAGCCGCCUCUCGUCGCUUCGGCUUCACCCUGUCCAUCACGACCUUUGACUUUGCCUCGUGCGACUACUACGACGCACACGGGAAAAUGAUGCCCGACGACUGGAUCGUGCAGCUGACGCCCUUCGAUGCGGUCUACUUUGGAGCGGUGGGCGAUCCGAGCCGUCACCCGGACCACGUCACGCUGUGGGGGUCGCUGCUGCAAAUGAGGCGGCACUUUGACCAGUAUGUCAACCUGCGGCCGUGUCGGUUGGUCAAAGGGGUUCCUUCGCCUCUGGCCGAGCCGGGUGAGAUCGACUUCUGGAUCGUGCGUGAGAACACAGAGGGCGAGUACUCGGAGGUCGGCGGAAAGAUAUUUGAGGGAACAGACCGCGAGGUGGUGGUCCAGGAGACCAUCAUGACGCGAAUUGGUGUGGAUAGGAUUCUCAAAUACGCCUUUGAGCUCGCGCAGACGACACAGCGCAAGAAACUCACCAGUGCGACCAAGAGCAACGGCAUCAAGAUCACCAUGCCCUACUGGGACUCGCGCUUCAAGCUCAUGGCCCGAGACUAUCCGGACGUGAAAACAGAGCAGUUCCACAUCGACAUUCUGUCGGCGCACUUCGUCCAGAAGCCGAGUUAUUUUGAUGUCGUCGUCGGAUCCAACUUGCAUGGCGAUAUCUUGUCCGAUCUGGGACCCGCGGUGACGGGCACGAUCGGCAUCGCUCCCUCGGGCAACAUCAAUCCAGAGGGCAAGUUUCCGAGUCUGUUCGAGCCGGUGCAUGGCUCAGCGCCGGAUAUCAUGGGCAAGGGCAUUGCGAAUCCGGUGGGUAUGAUCUGGGCGGGCCAGAUGAUGCUGCUACAUCUCGGAGAAAAGGAGGCGGCCGAGGCGAUGAUCAAGGCAAUUGAUGCUGUGUUGGGUCGAGCAGAUGCUAGCGUGCUGACGCCGGAUAUGAAGGGUAGAGGCACUACGCAGAAGUUGGGUGAUGCGAUCGCCGACGCCAUCGCUACAGUCUGA